Molecule: messenger RNA, 1929 nt
Organism: Coniophora puteana RWD-64-598 SS2
Lineage: Eukaryota; Fungi; Basidiomycota; Agaricomycetes; Boletales; Coniophoraceae
Exons: 2
Coding region: 1-1929 (642 amino acids)
Source: RefSeq, a predicted model, not a curated record
AUGGAGAGAGUGGAAUGGGAGGUGGAGGCAGCAGAGGAGGAGGACAUGGCGGAGGAGGAGGAGACAGAGGUCUCAACAGUCAGUCUGCAAACAACAGUUCAAAUGAGACUCAUGUCAGCAUUGGAGGCCAUCAAACAACUCUCAAUCCAUCACCCAUACCUGGACUGCAUAACCAAUGCAGUCACAGUGCUUUACGAGACGAUCGUAAAGACGGACACCCAGACCAGGAUCGACCCACUGGACGACCUCAGAGCAAUGUUAGUAUCACUCAGCAAAAAAGUCGAUGAGAUGGACUGCAAGUCCACACCCACCCACCACCAGACCUACAGACAUGAGGAAGACCAGGGCCCGAGGAACACCAAGGAUGCGUAUGCGACGGGACCCACCUACAAACCUACAACAAAAGCCAAACCAAAACCGGCCCAGUCACCUGCCCAGUUGACGAAACGCCUGCCGGCGAACCCAAUGACCAGACACCACCCAUCACAUCUAGUGGUGAGUGUUCAAGACGAGAACCCACCGGCUCAGGACGAACACCCCAAGAAGCUAGUAGAGAAAAUCAACAAGAGCCUCAAGGAGGAGGGCGCGAAGGCCCGAAUUGUCAGAGUACACUGGAACACGAAAGGAAACUGCAUCGUGUUUGCACACCCGAGUUUCAACGCAGAGGACCUGACGCCGUACAGCCCGCUGUUUGGAAGCAUACUGGCUGGAAAGAGCGACUUUGAAGCAGCACCAGACACGGAAUGGCACAAGGUGCUGCUUCACGGUAUGGAUACAGGAGUGGAGGCUGAGGGGAGGCUGAGGACCGGGGAUGAGGUGGCAGCAAGGAUGAGGGAAGAGGACCCUUUGAUGGAGAACGUGAAGUUCGUCGGGGCACCAAAGUGGCUCAUGCAGGAGGCGGAGCUGAGGGAGAAACGACACUCUUCAGUAACAAUCACAGUGAAGACCAGAGACAAUGAGGAAUACCUCACCAAGACCAAGGCCGGCGUCUUCCUGUAUGGGAAGCUUGCACGAUUUGCAAAAUUCCAGGAUGUCAAACCCCUCCGGCAGUGUGUCAACUGCUGGAGCUACGAGCAUUACACGUCCAAGUGCAACGCAGCAACGACAUGCCGCACUCAUCUUAACUGGGGACUGGAACGAAAUCACCCAAUCUGGUCAACGGACGACAGACCGGCACCACAACGGACAGAGGACCUAGUCCUAUGGAUGAUGCAAAACGGCUUCCAGCUGUUAAACAAAAAAGGCGAGAUGACCUACUUCUCACAUGAUGGCAAGUCAGCAUCAGUCCUGGACCUGAUGUUUGCGAACGACAAGGCACUGGACAGCCAGUCCCUCCUCGACUGGGGUGUAUGCCGAGAGAAAGCAUACGGAUCCGACCACUAUGCCCUCACCUGGACAAUCAACCAUGGAAGCGUGCCCAUCAAAAAUGUCACCACCCAGAAGUACAACUGGAAGGACAUGGAACCUGGGUCCAUCCACGCAUGGAAGGGCACUCUGGCGCAAGAGCUCGCACAGAGGGCAUGGGCCUUUGAGGCACUCCGAUCGCAACACACACCAUUGAACCAGACACUCGACAUCGCUAUGAAUGAAUACCACAACACCAUACUGGCAGCGACAAAAGCACAUGUACUGAUUUGGAAGGACUCACAGUGGGCAAAACCAUGGUGGAACAGCGAGCUAGAGGGGGUCGCCAAGGAGAUUCGGGACGCACAGCAGGCAGGUGCAAAACACCUGGAGGAGCAGGGGGAGCUGUUCAAAGGGAUCACGGAGGACAUGAAACGGUUGUGGAACCAAUUCAGGCAGAGGGUGAAAGUGGUCAAGAGGAAGUGGCUGGACACGGCGCUGGCAGAGGCAACGGCAGAGGAUGUGUGGACAUACGCAAAGUGGCCCAAGGGGAGGAGGACGUACCAAUCACCUGCGCUGGACUGA